AUGAAUAUGAAAAUGCCAAGCUUCAACAUGAAGGACCUGAUGCACCAGGCAGGAAACACAAUAUCGACACAAGUUUCACGAGUUGUUCAACUCACAGAAGAGAAGCUUAAUCUUACUAAUGAUAAAACGGAAUAUGAUAGCAAUUUUGAAGCACUUCUUGAACGCCAAGAGGCUACAAAGAAUUUAACUGAGAAAAUUGUAAAAGAUACAGAAGCACUUUUAGUUCCAAAUCCUGGUAAUCGUGUCGAAGACUUUAUAUUCGAAAAGAUUGAAAAGAAGAAGCCACAACGUUUAUCAAAUAUUGAACAUUUGGGACUUGAUUUGAUUGAAUCUGGUGGUACUUUUGGAAGUGACGGUGCUUAUGGCAGUGCUCUCAUAAAGACAGGUCAAGCUGAACAGAGACUGGGUCAAUGCGAGCGAGAUUUCAUUGCAAAUACUGGAAUUUGCUUCAUUCAGCCAUUAAAAAAGUUCCUGGAUGGUGAAAUGCGAACAAUAACUAAGGAAAGAGGCGUCUUGGAGGCAAAACGAUUAGACUUGGAUGCUGCAAAGUCACGUGUCAGAAAGGCUCGAUCAUUAAUUGGAACACAAUCUAAGGAUGGAUUAAGUCCUGAACAGUCUCUCGAACAGGCUGAACGAGAGCUCCGAGUAGCACAAAGUGAAUUCGAUCGUCAGCAGGAAAUAACGAAAUUAUUAUUGGAAGGUCUCGGAUCAACUCAAUCGGCACAUUUACGAUAUCUGCACGCAUUCGUUGAGUCUCAAGUGAGAUAUUUUGCACAGUGCAAUAAAAUCAUGAACGAACUACAAAAGGAACUGGCAAGUUUGGGAGGAAGUGAUGCUCCAAAGUACGAAAUUGUCGUCACAGACGAAGAGGCUGACUUACAUCGAAACAUCAAUUUGCAGCCAGAAGGAUUGCACUAUCAACGAGCACGUGUCUUAUGCUCAUAUGAUGCUAAAGACAACUCGGAAUUGAAUCUCGUCGCUAAUGAGGUAAUUUUUGUGGCAGAAUGUACACCACCACAUAGUGACUACAUGCACGGUAAGCAAGGUCUAUUGAAGGGUCUUGUACCAAAGGCAUUUCUCGAAAUUCUGGAUGAUUAA
Molecule: messenger RNA, 1098 nt
Organism: Chironomus riparius
Lineage: Eukaryota; Metazoa; Arthropoda; Insecta; Diptera; Chironomidae
Source: the annotation of a GenBank genome assembly